This is a messenger RNA of Serpula lacrymans var. lacrymans S7.9, 2929 nucleotides long. RefSeq lists its product as uncharacterized. The record is from RefSeq and is a predicted model, not a curated record. Gene Ontology annotation, molecular function: RNA polymerase II general transcription initiation factor activity; RNA polymerase II general transcription initiation factor binding; histone acetyltransferase activity. Gene Ontology annotation, biological process: transcription by RNA polymerase II; RNA polymerase II preinitiation complex assembly. Lineage: Eukaryota; Fungi; Basidiomycota; Agaricomycetes; Boletales; Serpulaceae. The coding region runs from base 41 to 1450 and encodes 469 amino acids. The transcript has 6 exons. Gene Ontology annotation, cellular component: transcription factor TFIID complex.
GAAGAAAAGUACGGAAGAGCGUCUCAAGAUAUCGCGAUUGAUGAAGUAUUUCCCCGAUCAAAACGAACUGCAGAUGAGGCAGCGUCUGAAAGAAUUCAUGGAGUAUCAUAGGCGUGGACCCCAUCAAGGCUUUUGGCGUCUAAAAUCUGGCUGGACCAUACCAUCAGAUGCAGACAUGUUAAAGUCGGUAACCCCCGAGCAGGUGGUUUUGACUGAAAGUAUGCAGGUCGGACAACGCCAUUUGCAGGAUGCAGGCUACAGCCAAACUGCAGAUGCUGCCGACGGAGAGGACGAAACGAAGCUUUCAGUAGAGCAACAACUAGCUCCUUGGAUAACAACUAAAAAUUUCUUAUUUGCAACGCAAGCCAAGGCUAUGCUCCGACUUCACGGAGAGGGGGACCCCACGGGACGCGGCGAGGCCUUCAGUUUCAUUCGCAUAUCCAUGAAGGAUAUUUUUGUGAAGGCAGGAGAGGACUAUGAACAAAAAUUAGCUGAAGCGGAGAAUCGCCCAAAGUCUGCUCAUCGGUAUAAUGUCGCUGAGCAACAACAGAUAUAUAAAUCAGAGAUCGAACGGAUAUGGAAGGCUCAGUUUGAUUCAUUGAGUCGGAAAGAUGAGCCUGAAUUGACAGCAGAGGACGAGAGGAGAGACCGUGAAAGUCGUGAUACGAAGAAGCCGUUGCAUCGUCAAAACUCGAUAAGGACGGAAAACUUGCCGUAUUCUCCAGCCAUGUCCCCAAUGGCUGCAGGACCGCCAUUGUCCCCAGCUUUCAGCCGUGGAUCUUCACUGGAGAGGGAUCGGGAGAUGAGUAUGGGUCCAGAUGGAAACCGGAGGGUUCUAAGGAUUAAGCGCAAGGUCGACGAUGAAUGGCAGAUGGAAAUCAUCCGCGAGCCUGCUGUCAUACGUGCGUACAUUCGUGCACGACAGAAUCUUGAAGAGGAAGCUACGCUCGCAGACAGCCUUGCUCCAACAGGUGAUGCUGACAAGGACAAACGCGCUAAGAAAAGAUUGGAAGAGGAAAUUGCGCGGAUGAAGAAGAACCAAGAACGACGUUUGCAUCGUAAGAACGCAAAGAUCGUAAAAGAGGGAGGGACACCAAUGCAGCUUAAUCGCCCACUCAAACCGGAUACGACGAGACGCUGCGGACAUUGUGGCCAAAUGGGGCACAUGAAGACUAACCGCAAAUGCCCUCGCUGGGCUGAAUUCAACAGCGGCACGCCUCCCGUCCCCGCGACUCCGGCAUCAGCGACAAGUCCACCCCCUGUUACUCCCAGUCUUCCCAACUUGGGAUUUGCAAGAGGGUCCCAAAGCGCAUCGUUUGGAUUUGCAGCUGCCAUACCUUCCCCUCUUGUGACGAGCCCUCCAGUGUCCGCCAUGGAAGGUGUGGAUGGCGUGCCUGCGACGCCAUCAGGUUCUGCUCCAAAAAUAAAGCUGAUGCUGAAGAGAAAUUAAAGAAGUUAUUGGAGCACUCGUGCAUUUUAUAACCUUGUAUCAUUGCUUUUUCUGAUCGCAUUAUUGUAACAACAUCAAUGGGAACUGGUGGAAUAUAAUAAAAGCUAGUACAUGGUGUUAUCUAGUGUAAGUCGAAGUGGAGUGUCGAUCGAGACUGGGGGGCGCUGGGAGAGGGUUGAGGAAAAGCAACACACAGAUACGUCCAUGAAACUCAAAAACAGAAGACGUCUCCCUAAGCAGCGGCCAUCUUAACAUCUCGGGGGAUGGAAGCCAUCUCCUCAACUUUGGUCCGCACCGUGGGUGGAGGCGACCCAUACCACUUCUUAUAAUCCUGAUUGAUCAUAACGAGCAAAUUCCUAAUAAGCUCUGCAUGCUUCCUCCGCUCUUCCGGCGACACCCUCUCCUUAUUCGCGAGCCGGUCCAACUCGAUCUUGCCCACCUUCUUCGCAAGCUCAUCGCUCUCUGGCGACGCCGCCAUCGCGCGCAAGCUAGGCAAGACCGGAGACGAGUGCGCAGAGCUUGGUGUCGUCUCACGUGAUGAGGAUAGCGUCGAUGGGGAUCUCGGAACGGUUGCGAUUACGGGAGACGGCGAUCGGUACAUCUCCUUCAGGGAAGGAAGCGUGCACCGUCUAGUAUCGAAUUUGAGAGAAGGCAGUUUCAGAUCUGAAUCUUCGGGAUUGAGCAGGGGAUACAUCGACCCUCGAUUGCCUCCCGGCGACAACGUUGAUGACGACGCGGAGGUAGAGGUAAUGGAGAUGAGCUUCGCUGGAGGGCCCCGGUGCGGAAAUUUGGUCACUUGCGGUUCGAGCGUCGGACGCGUGGCACCGGAGUUUCCCAAGGGAAUGAUUGUGCGCAUCGCUUUGUUUGAAAAAUCUCGGGCUUCGAGCUGUACGGGGGGCGGUGCGCCGGGAGGUGGGCGUACCAUGUCCCAGUGAGGGUAAGAAUCUUCGAGUGAAGAAUGAUGAGGGGGCGUUGCAUUCGAAGGCGUCGAGUUCGGAGAAUACGGCGAUGUCGGAUCCAAGGGAGGCGUUGGAUGGAAGUGAUUGUGCGGCGAGGUAUAGUGAGAGGAGGUGAAGGGUGUAGACCGGGGAUGGACGAUGUGGUUGUAAUCGUGAGAGCUCAUCCUCUGUUGCUCAUGCAAAAAGUCGCUCGGGUAGGGAGGUUUAGGCGCCGAGUCGUGGAUGGGGGGGUAUAUGGAGGCGUGCUGGCUUAACUGGACGGAAGGAUGCGUAGAGCGGGUGACAGAAGGAGGGGACGGGUAAGCGUUUGCGGCGUACUGAUGAGAAGGCGUUGGGCCCUGAGAAUACGUAGAGUCGUGCGCGUAGGGGGUCCCUGGGCCGGGGAGACCUGGCAUGCCCGUCAAACCCAACUGCUCGAGACUGGCGGCAUCAAAGUAAGAUUGAGGGGAGAAGCGGGCGGAGUUUUCCUGUGACUGCUGCUGCUGUUGCUGCGGGUGCCGCUGACUGGAAUCAGUGACAU